CGUCUGUCUGCAAAAUCUUCUCCAUGGUGGGUUUAAUUUGGGUGGAAGCAUCUUAGGUCAACUAUGAUUUGACCUUAAAUACGACCUCGGGUGAAAGGAAGUAAAGCGAAGGAAACCCUAAAUCGAUAAUAUGGCGAUUGCGAGGACGGGGGUUUUCGUCGACGAUUAUUUGGAGUAUUCGAGCACGUUGGCAGCGGAUCUCCAGAGGAUUCUGUCCACCACGAGAGAGCUAGACGAACGAGCUCAAGGUAUUAUAAGCCAUUCAAGAGAUCAAACUAAAUACUAUCUCGGAAUGUACUCUCAAAGCUCAAAGAAACUAAGUUAUGAAGUUGAUGAUUCAGAACUUGAAAAAAUGAAAAAGGAGAUUGAGGCUAACCAAGAAAAUGCACUGAGCCUCUGCACUGAGAAGGUCGUGCUUGCAAAACAAGCAUAUGAUCUCCUAGAGAGCCACGUGAAAAGACUCGAUGAGGACCUGAACCAGUUUGCGGAAGAUUUAAAGCAAGAGGGAAAAAUACCACUAGAUGAGCCAGCAAUCCUUCCAUUUUUACCUAUGGUUGGCAGGGAGGACAAACGCAAAGGUGGGUAUAUAACACCUCAGUCAAAGAGAUUUAGAGGAAGGGAUUGGGACAGAGAGAGAGAGAUGGAUCUUGAGCUGAUGCCACCACCUGGCAGUCAUAAAAAAUCUGUUACUGCUGUUUCUGACCUUGAUCAGCCCAUUGAUCCUAAUGAACCAACUUAUUGUGUUUGUCACCAGGUGUCUUAUGGAGAUAUGAUUGCAUGCGAUAAUGAGAAUUGCGAGGGAGGCGAAUGGUUCCACUAUUCAUGUGUGGGACUGACUCCUGAGACUAGAUUCAAAGGGAAAUGGUUUUGCCCGACAUGCAGACCUUGAUCUAAUUCGUGGUACUUGCUCAAUUAGCCAGGUAUUGUAUUAAUGCAUUGAAAUGAUACUGCUACUACAAAGUUGGAAUCCGGUUCAAACUUUGCUCUAUUACUUGUACUUUGCGCAUGAGCUGAUGGUGCGUUCGAAUACUUUGUGUCAACAAUGUCUAAAAUUGGUUUUAACUUUGCUGUAUUCAUGCAUUCAUACUUCAU
Messenger RNA from Phalaenopsis equestris, 1092 nucleotides. RefSeq names its product PHD finger protein ING2. Gene Ontology annotation, cellular component: nucleus. The coding region runs from base 131 to 889 and encodes 252 amino acids. NCBI's taxonomy places the organism in Eukaryota, Viridiplantae, Streptophyta, Magnoliopsida, Asparagales, Orchidaceae. The record is from RefSeq and is a predicted model, not a curated record. The transcript is spliced from 9 exons.